AUGGAGAUAGCUCCGAAGGAGCAGGCGUAUGACAUGGUGAAAGCCAUGGCACAAAGAUGUGAAAGGAGUAAGCAAGUAGCGGCUGCAAUGCGUAACGCCAUGGAAGGUCAGGCUCGAAAGAGCCAGAGCGGCAGAUUACGUAAAGUUGAUCGCAGUCAUGAUACUCGGCAAGUCCAAACCACUGUGAACACAUUGGAGAGUGGAAGCAGUAAGCUCGAUGUCCGCGAUGCGACGGCUCAGCGGAGACCCGUCGGAAAGUGUUUCAACUGCAACAAACAAGGACAUCUGAAAAAGGACUGUACGAUGCCGAUGAAGAACGCUACUGUUACUGAAAAAGUUACCAGAUCGGCUCAGCAAGCAGAGCCGGCAAGAAUUUUUACCGCGUCUCUGAGGAAAUGGAUAUGUGGAGCAGUAGAGGUCGACAACAACUGCGAAUUGGUCGGUGAACAAACGACCACGGAUGUGCAUCUUCUAGGCACUUCACGCAAAGCGUUGUUGGACACUGGCUCGCAAAUCAGCAUCAUACCACUGCAAGUACUCCAGGCAGCAUUGGAGUCCGGCUUUGACUUGGAUGCCGACGUCGAAGAGAUUCCGUUCCUCGCGCCACCAGCAAAGCAGUAUCGAUGGCUUCGGUGCAACAGAAUGUCCUUCGGCCCUUCAAAGGAGCGAUCAGACUGA
Cooperia oncophora is the source of this 678-nucleotide messenger RNA. Lineage: Eukaryota; Metazoa; Nematoda; Chromadorea; Rhabditida; Trichostrongylidae. The record is from the annotation of a GenBank genome assembly.